Messenger RNA from Schistosoma bovis, 2937 nucleotides. NCBI's taxonomy places the organism in Eukaryota, Metazoa, Platyhelminthes, Trematoda, Strigeidida, Schistosomatidae. The record is from the annotation of a GenBank genome assembly.
UAAUAAUCGUCUGAUUGUUAAUGGCUUAUAUAUUCAUCAAAAGAUAGAUAGUGAAAUUAUCAUUGAAAAAGGAUGGCUCAGCAAGUUAAGAUAAAAUGUUGAAAUUCAGAUUAAAUGUAAUCAGAAGGAUCAUAGAAAUAGAAACAAACCAGUUAUUAACACAUGGAAACAACAUUCUCCAAUUUUAGAUCAUUUAACGAAUACUUGUCAUUUUUAUUCUCAAAAAAAAAGAAAAAAGAAGUUCAUUUUGAUUGGUUAACUACUCUAUCCAGUUAUAUAGUGAUUUUUUGAAAUAUAGAUACAUUUGAUCAUUACAAGCUGAUAUAAGUAGUUUUGUUUUAAACAUUCAUUCAUCAAUUAAAGUUUCUUUCUGAAUAACUAAGUAAUUCAUGUUAUAUAAGUGUUUAUAGUGUUAGUACAGGAUAAAUAUGAUCAGAAUUAAAAAUACAGACUAUAGACUAUAGUAAUACAAAGUUUAUUCUAUUGGACAAAUGUAAACUAAUUCUCUAUAUUCAAAUACAUUUUUUUCAUACAAAGAAAGGAUGCACAAGAUGAUAGAAAAUAUGUUGAUUGUUUUCAAUGUAACAAUGAGAAUUUUCAUUUUACAUUUAUGUUAUGUAGGUACUGAAAUAUGGAAUGAGGAGCUACUUUUAAAAGAAAACUUCAUAAAUGGAUCACCAAACCUAUGUCAAAAUGGUAGACAUCAAUCACCGAUUAAUAUUAUGACCAAAAAUCUUGUUUAUGAUCAUUCACUAUCUGCAAUGGAGAUAGAAGGAUUAGAAAAGCAACUUGAACUAAUCGUUGAAAAUUGUGGAUACGAUAUACGUAUAAGUUUAACUAAUGAAUUUGUACAAUUAAAUGGUGGUCCAUCCUCAUAUGCUUAUCGAAUUUCUUUUAUGCAAAUUAAAUUUGGAUCAGCAUCAACUCAAGGAUCAGAGCAUACAAUAGAUGGUAAAGCAUUUCCAGGUGAAUUGCAGAUUUAUUCAUUCAACAAUGAAUUAUACAAUAAUUUAUCUGAGGCAUUUUAUCGUCCGAAUGGUAUACUUGCUAUCAGCGUUUUCUUUAAAAUUGGAAAUGCAACGAAUAAGGACCUUUUAGGAGUUGUAGCUGCAGCCGAACAAACAAUAUUUAAAGGUGAAACAUUCCAGCUAAAAGGUCUUGAACUGCGCUCAUUACUAACAUCAACACAUGAGUUUAUGACAUAUGAAGGAUCAUUGCCAUUUCCUCCAUGCCAUGAAACAGUUACCUGGAUCAUAUUGAAUCACCCUAUAAUGAUUACUGAAACUGAAUUAAAAACUCUUCGGAGAUUACGAGUUGCCGAUACAUUAUGGUCAGGAUCGAUGGCUGACAAUUUUCGACCAACUCAAGCUAUUAAUAACCGUUCAGUUCGGACGAAUAUCAAUUUUCGUAGUUCGAAUGAAGCGUGUGAUGUGCGUAAACAAAUUUCAUAUAUUGAUAUAUAGGUAGACCAAAACGCACUGUUCCAUAAACCUUAGCAUUUAACUCUUGAUUCUACGUUGUCUGAAGAAUGGUAGAUGAGCAAUUUGAGUCAAAAAACAUCCCAAAAUGAUAAUAAACUGUGUUUUUGAAGUUACUUCAACGGCACUAUAGCAAACAAAUUGGCUGGCGAGUCAGAGUUCAGUUAGCACAUAGAUCUAAUGUUUUAAUUUCAAAUUAACUGAAUUUUCGCCCAAAGACCUGUGGAAUUGUCACGCUUUUUGCAUUCAUUACUUAUGUUUGUAUUUCUAGACAGUCUAGGACCUUAUCAUAUUUUAUAUCGUCCACUUUGACUGAAGUACUGUUACUGUUUUCCUGCAUUAUCGCUGACAAAUUAUCUAUCCAUACUGUUUUCAGCACCAAUCUUAUAAUGAUUUCCCGGAACACAUGUUUAUGAACUACAGCCAGGUAAACAUGAGAUAGUGCUAGAUUAGUAUUUAUAAACAGGUAAAGAAUCUCACUCAAAAUAUUCAUCUUAUUUUUUAACAUUUUUGUAUUCCACAUGUCUCUUGGAAAUCAAUAAAAGUAUGUAGGGAAGAAAUGUAUUUGAAAAAUCAUUUGAUGUAUGGAAUACGCACAUUUUCUUAUCUAAGAGUUAUAAAACAAAUGUGUUUUGUUAUGAAAAACCAAGUUUUAUUCUACACAACUAGAAUACAUGAAUACAAGAUACUUUCAAGUAAAAAUAGCAACAUCUAACUACGGUGGUCAGUAAACUAGUUAGAUUAUUUUUAUUAUCACUUACCAACAAGUCACAUUAAAAUGUUUCGCUGGAAUAACAAUUUAAAAAACAAAUAAAUCAAGCAUAAACUGUCACAUUUUCAGAACCUAUGUCUCAACAAGGUUAGUUUAUUUUGCUGGUGAAAUUAUUCUAACUGAAAGAGCUCCUCUCCCUCACAUCUUUCUCCCUGCAGUUUCCAGCAUUCAAACUUGGCAGAAUAACCACUGUAAACCAGUGUGACCUGCAAUCAUGGGGUCCAUAAAUUGUACCAUCCCUCAGGUCCCUGAAUAGAAUCCAAAAUUUUAUGUGUGGGUCUCACCCAAGAAACCUCUAUUAAAUCUUAACGGUCAAAAUAUCUUUAACUGAUUAAUAAAACUGUAAAAUCCGGCGACAAUGGUCAGAAAUAUUUAUAAACUGAAAAUUGCUGAAAACUUCAUUCGACGGCUUGUGUUAAUGAAUAAAUUAUUGUGGCAUUUAAUUAGAGAUAGAUUAUAAAUCCACUGCAGAUAAUGCUAGCUAAAAUUUUAUCGAAGUUUGAUCUCAGCUAACUCAACGAAUUGUUGUACCACCACUACUAGCUGUAGUCAUUACAACAUGGAUUAAAAAGAUCACUGUUGUGUAGUUGUGUCGAAAUUACUAUUAGAACUAUAAACAAGAAUUCACAUAAUAUUGAACGAAUGUAAGAUAGAUUAAAACACCAUUUACGACUCCAAAUUAAUAAC